GCCAGCCGUUUGCUCCGCCAUUUCUUCAGGUGUUAAUGUGCGUGAUUGAAUAAAGACCACAUUUAAUACCUUGCACAUAACUGAAUGAUGCCAAAUAUGCAAACAAAUAUAAAGAGUUGAACUGUUCCAUGUCUCCUGUCACGCUUCUUACCGGAGCCCCGUAGUGGAUGAGCAUUCACCUACCUAUAUUAUUAGUUAUAGUUCUUUUCAUUUGGUCCUUCGAGCCGGAUGCUACACUCAUUACGGUGAUAUGGAGCAAUGGAGCCAAUAUUACUCUCCUGAUACCACACAUCCUGUUCGACCACAGGCCAGAGCACGUCAGCUCUCAACACGUCUGCAAGCUUAUGACAUAACAUUGCCUAAAUCUCUCAUACCAGACCCUGCGCUGUACGACAGUUCAUACCACCAGCCAAGGAUGAAUCACCCAGCAUCACAGCUAAACCUCAGUGGACAGGCCGAGCCAGUCUCGACUGUGGAGCAGCUUCCUAUGAGUGAGUUAUCUCUGGUGCAGUAUGGAGUAGGUCAAGCUACAGGUCAUUUGGGCAGCGUUGAUAAUGGAUCUGGUGUUUUUGCAAGACAGCUAGAUGAUGACAGAUCCUAUAGUCAUUCUAGAUCACCUGUAGUUCAGCGAGAAUAUCACAGUCUAUCCGAACGUGAGUCUCUUAGCAGUGGUGCUGUUUCACCUUCACUCCGUGAUGAAGAACAGGCUAGAGCCAUCUCACCACCUGUGGUCAGACCAAAAGCUACUGCGACACCAUCUAUCCCACUUCAGCCAUUCCAUGCUGCUGUAGUCACCCGAGACAUUUCUCAACAGUCAGCUCCAUGGCAUAUGACACAAACGAUGCCUAAUGCCGCAUAUGGUACGACUGCGCCAUAUCUUGGUGUCUCACCUUCAUCCGCUCCACAUGCAAUGCUGCAUCAGCAAACUUCAUCCAGUACACUAGAUUUUCGUCCUUCAUGCCAACUUACCUCAUCAUUGCCACGUACUGUUACAUCAGUGAAGCUGCCUUUAGUUACAACAGCCCACACCACUUGUGUGCCACCUGUCUAUCAGUUACAGACUACUGUUCCAUGCCAACCACAAUGGCAGUCAUUCACCAUGCCAGACCCAUAUCGACCUCCACCAUCAGUCCCAGGGUAUUAUGUCACUCAGCCGUCUAUUCACAUUCCAGGACAGACCUGGUAUGGCUCUCCAGCAAUGUACCCGCCACUACCUCCAACCCCUGUUUACCAGCCAAUACCUGCAGCGCUUCCACUCCAGCCAGUUCCAAUCCCAACAUUACCUAAACUUGUGAAUGAUAGUGAGAGAGAGUUUACAGAUCUGAAGAUGGCUUUGGAUAAUCUCCUCAAUCCUCACACUGAGCUCACUGAACAUUAUAAAUAUAGGGUGUUAAUGGAACAGUUAGUCCUGGAGGAAGCAAGGCUUAUCGUCCAAGCAUGCCGGCAUCAUCCUGCACCCUAUGCAGCAGCUAUGACAGCAUUACAACGUCAGUAUGGCCAACCUCAUCAGCUGGCUCAAAGUGAAAUUGCAUCUUUGUUAAAUUCGCCUGAUAUUAGAGCUGGGGAUGCAAAGGCUUUCCAGAGUUUUGCGCUCAAUGUUGACUUGUUAGUAGGCAUGCUGAUGUCACUUGAGGGGCCACAGGGACGAGAACUCACUUGCACGGGGCAUGUUGACAGACUACUCAGUAAGCUACCCAAGCAUUACAGAGAUAGUUUUAUUGAGCACCUCCAGUUACGAGGCAGACUGAGCACUGACAGCCUCAACCCGUAUAACCUUCAUGAUCUUGCUGACUGGUUGAAAGUGAAAGCAGAGGCUCAGCGUCUGUCAUCUAAAAUGGUACAGCGCUACCAGACUGAGAGAGUUCAAGUCCCACGUAGAGAACGUCAACCCAUUCCGAAGCCCCAAACUCGACUCACUGCAGUGUAUCAUGGCAGCAACCAACCCAAAGAGGUCAGUACAGUAAAUUAUGCCCAUACAGAGCCUGCUCAUGCCCAGCAAUCAGUUAAGAAGCUGAAACGUCUAUGUCUGUUCUGUAAAAGUCAAGAGCACUAUUUGUCGCAGUGUAGUGAAAUCACUGAGCGCUCACCGGAACAGAUUUUCAAGUGGAUAAAGGACAGUAAGAGAUGUUGGAAAUGUGGACGUACAAGUCAUAAAUGUGAGGAAUGCACGCUAAAGAAACCUUGCAGAGAAUGUGGUAAUAUACACCUCAGUGUGCUGCAUUCCAUUGCCAAAGAUGGUCCCAACCUUGUGCUACUUACGACGUCUGGAGAUCGAGCAUAUCUGACUUCCCCUAGCUCAACAGGACGUGUUUACCUGAAAGUCGUCCCAGUGCUGCUGUGGAAAGGCAAAAGAUCUGUACCAACAUAUGCUAUCCUGGAUGACGGGGCCCAGCGGAGUAUUGUUCUUCCAGCAGCAGUUCAGCAGCUAGGACUUGUGGGUAGGGAAGAGCAUAUGGCCCUUCGCACCAUCCGACAUGAUGUCACUGAGUUAAAGGGACAGUCAAUCGAUCUGCUACUUUCCACACAGUCAAGUCCAAAGGAGAAGUACAGCCUCACAAAUGUAUUUACUGCUCCUCUCCUUACGUUAACUGACCAAACGUAUCCCAUCCAGAGACUCCAGCGAUGCUAUUACCAUCUCAGAGGGAUUCCUCUUCCAACCUUUGAUAAGGUGCAGCCCCUUCUCCUAAUUGGGUCUGACUACCCAAACCUGAUCACAGCCAAGGAGCCCAUCAGACUAGGGCCAGCUGGUGGACCGGCAGCUGUUCGUACGCAGCUCGGUUGGGUUCUCCAGGGACCAGAUGGACUUCUGCCACAUCAGGUACCUUCACCACAGUGCUUAUUCACUUCCCUUACUCCAAUUCGCGAUCCUGUUUACCAACAUGUUGAGCGACUGUGGCAACUGGAUGUCCUCCCAUACCGCAGUGAAAAGCUGGUAACACGAUCAAAACAGGAUCAAGCAGCUGUGAAUAUGCUGGAGACCAGAACACGACGUGUGGAAGUUAAUGGCAUCUUGCGUUACGCUACUCCACUCCUUCGUGCACGGGAUGCCCCACCUUUGAGAGGAAUCAAAGAGUCAGUUUUGUCCAGCCUCAGAAACACUGAGAGGCGUCUCAGCAAAGACACAGAAAAGGCAAAGAUGUAUGAAGCUGAGAUACAGAAACUCCUUGAUUCAGGGUAUGUUGUCAAGAUACCCCUGGAGAAUCUUCAGCCCAUUGAGGAGUCAUGGUUCAUACCACAUCACCUCGUACACCACAAUGGCAAGGAUCGGCUGGUUUUUAAUUGCUCCUUUGUGCAUCUAGGUGUUUCCCUUAAUCAGCAGCUGCUUCCUGGUCCCAGCCUCAGUGCCUCAUUGUUGGGAGUUCUCCUUCGGUUUCGGCAGUAUGCGGUUGCCAUCAGUGGUGACAUACGUGGUAUGUUUCACCAGGUGAGACUCCUACCCGAAGACAAACCCCUGUUGAGGUUUAUUUGGAGGAACAUGCGUAGGGAGGAUCCACCUGACAUUUACGAGUGGCAAGUCUUGCCCUUUGGGACGACCUGCAGUCCCUGCUGCGCCACCUUUGCUCUACAGAGACAUGUGCGCAGCCAACAGCCCGGAAAUGAAGAAGUGCUGCAGUCCAUAGAGCGGAGUUUUUAUGUAGACAAUUGUCUGCAGAGUUUCGCCACUGCUAUGGAAGCUAAGCAACUGAUCGACAAGAUGAGACCUCUACUAGCCUCAGGGGGCUUUGAAAUAAGACAGUGGGCUUCUAAUGUACCUUCAGUCAUUCAGCACUUACCUUCCACAGCUCGCUCAGAGAGCAUUGAACUGUGGUUGCAGCAGUAUAAUUUGGAUCCCCUGGAACCAGCUUCUGGGCUUGGUGUGGCACUGUCUAGAAGACCAUGUGGGCUUCCGGAAUCGUGA
This is a messenger RNA of Megalobrama amblycephala (Wuchang bream), 3898 nucleotides long. RefSeq lists its product as uncharacterized. Lineage: Eukaryota; Metazoa; Chordata; Actinopteri; Cypriniformes; Xenocyprididae. The transcript has 2 exons. Bases 251 to 3898 code for a protein of 1215 amino acids. Gene Ontology annotation, molecular function: nucleic acid binding; zinc ion binding. The record is from RefSeq and is a predicted model, not a curated record.